Epinephelus fuscoguttatus (brown-marbled grouper) is the source of this 6463-nucleotide messenger RNA. RefSeq names its product slit homolog 2 (Drosophila) (gene slit2). Gene Ontology annotation, biological process: negative chemotaxis; retinal ganglion cell axon guidance; negative regulation of cell growth. Lineage: Eukaryota; Metazoa; Chordata; Actinopteri; Perciformes; Serranidae. The record is from RefSeq and is a predicted model, not a curated record. Bases 783 to 5390 code for a protein of 1535 amino acids. Gene Ontology annotation, molecular function: calcium ion binding; heparin binding; Roundabout binding. The transcript has 35 exons.
UCUCUCUCCUAUCACACACUCUCGGGAGCAGCGCUUUGACGCACCACGCAGAGUUGGAUUAUAGUAUUGCGCGCUGGUCUUUCACAGGGCUUUUCCCUCCUUCACAUUUCUUACACCCUUGCCACUGACCGGCUAUUGAUAUCUGAUCGGAAUCAAUAUCUCUCCACCACGGUGACCUGUGCUGAGCUUUUUGGGGAAACCGAGCGCUGCCGCUGCCUCCUCUCCGGACGCGUGUUGUGAAUUAAUAACCAAGACAGCCUCACCUGGAGUGUGUGCGUGUGUGUGUGUGAGAGAGAGUGUGUGUGUGUAUAUGCACUAAAGUGUGUGUGAGAGUGUGUUUCUCUGGAUCAGAUCAAGGAGCGAGGUGUUUCACUGGCUUGGUUCCGCACAUAUUCCAUACACAGACACACCACACACACACCGGGGGGAUUUGGGCACCGCAUGCCGGGGACAUGUGGAAGUUUGCGCCGCUGUAGCGCAGCCAGAGAGCCGGUCCACCGCCUCGUCGACCUCCCCUCUCCCUGCCCAGGGGGACCAAAUUCCCGGUUCACAGCCUUCACACAUCGAAACCCCUCCAAGAAUACCUAAAUGUAAAAUUCAGAACGAGAAAUUUCAGAAACACACGUCUGAAAGGGGGAGGACAACGAAAAAGGAGGACGGCAUCCCGUUGCGUGCAGAGUUUGGUGAGCUGUUUCGGGGAUUUCGGGGCUUUUAUUUUUUAACGCCCUUGUAUUUUCUCAGUAUUUUGUGGGUCUCAUAUUGGCCCCCCAGUUGCCGCAGUGAUGGUGGGAGCUCUGAGCCCCGUUGGCCCUGGCCGCUCCCCGGCGACUGCGCUGGGGCUGCUGGUGGCUGUUCUGGUAUCGGUCCUGUCCGGCGGAGCGGACGGCCAGCCCUGCCCGGCCCAGUGCUCCUGUACCGGGACUACAGUGGACUGUCACGGCCAAGGGCUCCGCAGCGUGCCCAGGAACAUACCCCGCAACACGGAGAGACUGGACCUGAAUGCAAACAACCUCACCAAAAUCAGCAAGGCGGAUUUUGCAGGACUGAGGCAUCUGCGAGUGUUGCAGUUAAUGGAGAACAAAAUCACAACGAUCGAGAGAGGAGCCUUCCAGGACCUGAAAGAGCUGGAGAGACUGCGCCUGAAUCGGAAUAAUCUGGCUGUGUUCCCCGAGCUGCUUUUCCUGGGAACGACAAAGCUGUACAGACUUGAUCUCAGCGAGAACCAGAUUCAGGGGGUUCCAAGGAAAGCCUUCAGGGGAGCUGUGGAGAUCAAGAACCUCCAGUUGGACUACAACCACAUCAGCUGUAUCGAAGAUGGAGCUUUCCGAGCGUUACGUGACCUGGAAGUGCUCACCCUCAACAACAACAACAUCAGCCGACUGUCUGUGGCCAGUUUCAACCACAUGCCAAAGCUCAGGACCUUUCGCCUGCACUCCAACAACCUGCAGUGUGACUGCCACGUGGCCUGGCUGUCAGAGUGGCUGCGACAGCGCCCCCGUCUGGGUCUUUACACGCAAUGCAUGGCCCCGCCGCACUUGAGGGGGCACAACGUGGCUGAGGUGCAGAAGAAGGAGUUUGCCUGCACAGGUCACCAGUCGUCAUCAUCUUCCUCCUGCAGUGUGUUACAGUGCCCAGAGUCCUGCACCUGCAGUAACAACAUCGUGGACUGCAGAGGGAAGGGACUGACAGAAAUACCCACCAACCUGCCUGAAACCAUCACUGAGAUACGACUGGAGCAGAACGCCAUCAAGGUGAUUCCAGCUGGAGCCUUUUCUCCUUAUAAGAAGUUGCGCAGGAUAGACUUGAGUAACAACCAGAUAUCAGAGUUAGCCUCGGACGCCUUCCAAGGUCUGCGCUCCCUCAACUCUCUGGUACUAUAUGGAAACAAGAUCACUGAGAUUUCCAAAGCACUGUUUGAGGGACUGUUUUCUCUGCAGCUAUUGUUACUGAAUGCUAAUAAGAUAGCAUGUCUACGUGUGGAUGCAUUUCAGGACCUCCACAACCUCAAUCUGCUCUCACUAUAUGACAACAAGCUCCAGACCAUUGCCAAGGGGACCUUCUCGUCGCUACGAGCCAUACAAACACUUCACUUAGCCCAAAACCCGUUUAUCUGUGACUGCCAUCUGAAGUGGCUGGCAGACUACCUGCAGGACAAUCCCAUUGAGACAAGCGGUGCCCGCUGCACCAGCCCCCGGCGCCUCGCCAACAAACGGAUCGGACAAAUCAAGAGCAAGAAGUUCCGCUGCUCAGGUACCGAGGACUACCGCAGCAAACUAGGAGGGGACUGCUUCGCCGACUUGGCUUGCCCGGACAAGUGCCGUUGUGAGGGCACCACAGUCGACUGCUCCAACCAGAAACUUACCAAAAUACCAGAUCACAUUCCCCAGUACACUGCUGAACUGCGUCUGAACAACAAUGAAUUCACUGUGCUCGAGGCGACAGGGAUCUUCAAAAAGUUGCCUCAGCUGAGAAAGAUUAACCUGAGCAAUAACCGUAUCACUGACAUAGAGGAGGGGACAUUUGAAGGAGCCUCAGGGGUCAAUGAGUUGAUUCUGACCUCCAACAGACUGGAGAACAUACACCACCGCAUGCUGAAGGGACUCAGCGGCCUCCGCACACUUAUGCUGAGGAGUAACCGCAUCAGCUGUGUGAGUAACAGCAGCUUUGUGGGGUUGAGCUCAGUGCGUCUUCUGUCACUCUACGACAACCAGAUCACCUCCAUGAACCCCGGAGCCUUUGACACACUACACUCCCUGUCCACGCUCAACCUUCUGGCCAAUCCCUUCAACUGUAACUGUCACCUGGCUUGGCUGGGUGAUUGGCUGAGAAGGAAACGCAUUGUCACCGGUAACCCUCGCUGCCAGAGUCCUUAUUUCUUGAAGGAGAUCCCCAUCCAGGAUGUAGCUGUCCAGGACUUUGCCUGUGAAGAUGGUAAUGAUGAGAACAGCUGCUCUCCACUGCUGAGGUGUCCAGCAGAGUGUUCCUGUCUGGACACUGUGGUGCGCUGCAGCAACAAGGGUCUCACCACGCUGCCCAAAGGCCUGCCCAAAGAGACCACUGAACUGUAUCUGGAUGGUAACCACUUCACUCAGGUUCCUGUGGAGCUCUCCAAUUACAAACACUUAACACUGAUAAUCCUGAGCUACAACCGCCUGCGGUGCAUACCAGUGAGGGCGUUCGAUGGACUCAAGUCUCUCCGUUUGUUGUCUCUCCAUGGUAACGACAUAUCACUGAUACCAGAGGGAGCCUUCAAAGACCUGUCAUCGCUCUCCCACCUGGCCCUGGGUGCCAACCCUCUGUACUGUGACUGCCACAUGCAGUGGCUGUCAGACUGGGUGAAGAGUGGCUACAAGGAGCCUGGCAUCGCCCGCUGCGCCGGGCCUGGGGACAUGACUGACAAACUGCUGCUUACCACGCCUUCCAAGAAGUUCACCUGCACAGGUCCAGUAGAUAUGAGUAUCCAGGCUAAAUGUGAACCCUGUCUGUCCAACCCCUGCAAAAACGAUGGCACCUGCUCUAAUGACCCGGUGCACUACUACCGCUGCACCUGUCCCUACGGAUUUAAGGGACAGAACUGUGAGGAGCCCAUUCAUGCCUGUAUUAGUAACCCGUGCCAGAAUGGCGGCACCUGCCACCUGAAGGAAGGAGAGGGAAGCAACUUUUGGUGUGUGUGUCCAGAGGGCUUUGAAGGGGAUGGAUGUGAGAUCAACAUCGAUGACUGUGAAGACAACGACUGUGAGAACAACUCCACCUGUGUCGAUGGAAUCAACAACUACACAUGCAUGUGCUCACCAGAAUACACAGGGGAGCUAUGUGAAGAGAAACUGGAUUUCUGUGCUCCGGAGCUGAACCCAUGUCAGCACGACUCAAAGUGCAUUUUGACCCUUCAGGGAUACAAGUGUGAGUGCACUCCAGGCUAUGUAGGUGAGCACUGUGAGCUGGACUAUAACGACUGUGAAGACAACAAGUGUCAGAAUGGAGGUCAAUGCAUUGACGCAAUCAAUGGAUACACCUGCGUCUGUCCAGAGGGAUACAGCGGGCUAUUCUGUGAGUUCUCUCCCCCAAUGGUACUUCCUCACACCAGCCCCUGUGACAACCACGAGUGCCUCAACGGCGCGCAGUGUGUCAUCAUGGGAACUGACCCCCGCUGCCAGUGUCUCCAAGGCUACGAAGGCGAGCGCUGUGAGAUGCUUGUCAGUGUCAACUUUGUCAACCGCGAGUCCUACCUGCAAUUUCCCUCCAGUCUCCUCUCACCGGAGACCAACAUCAGCCUACAGAUUGCUACAGAUGAGGACAGUGGCGUGUUGUUGUAUAAAGGGGACAAUGACCACAUUGCCAUGGAGCUGUACAGGGGACGCCUCAGGGUCAGCUAUGAUACCGGAUCUUACCCUCCCUCUGCUAUAUACAGUGUGGAGACAGUGAAUGAUGGCAGCUUCCACGCUGUGGAGUUGGUAGCAUCAGACCAGACUUUGUCUCUGUCCAUUGACGGCGGGCCACCCAAAUCCAUCAACUCCAUCAGCAAACAGUCUACACUCAACAUAGAUUCUCCGCUUUACCUGGGAGGUAUGCCAGAACGUGCCUCAGUCUCCGGGGGCCUCUCAUCCCUGCAGCAUAGCUCAGGUGGACGAAACGGCACCAGCUUCCAUGGUUGUCUCCGUAAUCUGUACAUCAACGGGAAGCUCCAGGACCUUGGUGCCGGGCUGGGGACGGGGGCUCCGGGCUCUGGGACAGCACAGAGCACCACCAGACAGUGGCUGGGCCACGGGGUGGAGCCAGGCUGCCAGCCCUGCCAGAGAGGCGCCUGUGUCCAGGGUGACUGCCACCCAACAGGGCAUCGUGGCUUUACCUGCACCUGCCACCCGGGCUGGACGGGAACAGUGUGUGACCAGCAAGUCAACAAUCCCUGUGAUGGCAACAAGUGUAUCCAUGGUACCUGCCUUCCAAUCAACUCCUACUCGUACUCCUGUCGCUGUCAGCCUGGUUUUGCUGGUGUACUCUGUGAUGAGCAGGACCAGGAUGCUGCCAACCCCUGCGGUGUGUCUCGCUGUAAACAUGGCAAAUGUAGAGUGUCGGGCCUGGGCAAGGCAUACUGCGAGUGUAACAGUGGAUAUACAGGAGAUGCAUGUGACAGAGAGGUGGCCUGCCGAGGGGAACGGGUCCGAGAUGUCUACCAGAGACAGCAAGGCUACGCGGCGUGCCAAACCCAGGAGAAGGUCUCCCGCCUAGAGUGUCGAGGCAGCUGCCCGGGGGGAGCAGAAGGACAGGGGACCUGCUGCACCCCCCUCCGCAGCAAACGCAGGAAAUACACCUUCCAGUGCACUGACGGCUCUUCUUUUGUUCAGGAAGUGGAGAAAGUGGUCAAGUGUGGCUGUACAAAGUGUUCCUCAUAAAAAAGAGAGAAAAAAAACAAAACAAAAAAAGAGACAACACCCUUGGCAGAUUUCCUCCCCUUCAGAUAUGUUUUAUGUUCUUGCCCGCCUUACUUGAUCCCCGUCCUCCUUGUCCAAGGUUCCAAUUCCUUCUGAAAAAAAACCCCUUCACCCUCCACAGACCCGUCCGCCCACCAUCCCUGUUUUUUUUUUUAAAAACCCUUUAAAAAGGAAAAAAAAAAAAAAAAACCCACAAGAGAAACAACUAAAAAAGAGUUUCUUUUCUUUGUCAGUGCUGGACUGAUGAUUGAUGCUUCCUCGGUGGGGAUGUUGAAUUGUAUUGUAAAGUACAAAAACAGACUUAUUUUUUAUUAUGAAGUGGAGAAAAAGACAAAAAAAACACAAGAGUUGACUUUUUCCUUACUUCUUUAUGUUGGUCAUGAUGACUCCAAUGGUGUGCCACACUGUCUCUUCCCUGGAGGACUGGCCGGUCACUGACGGCUGACCGCUUCCUGUAGACUUCCUGCUUCCUGUCUGUGAGUUGUGUGUUUUAGGAGUAACCUUAACUGGUAGUAUCACAGACUCACCACUAGGAGGAGCUGCAUUAAGGCACGGGAGACGGCGGGCAGUGAUAACCCCCCUACGACACAAGAAACCACCACUGUAGUCUGCAGACUCCCUCAACAGACCUCCUGUACCCUCUGAGACUGUGUGCACGAUCCUACACACAGCUGUGUUUAAAAUUGUGGUAUUUUCUACAGCUACUGAACAACACACACACACACACACAAACACAAACACACAUCCAAAUGCUCUCACCUGUAAAAGAGUUAUACAUAAUACCUGCCAGGUUAAAUACAGUACUCUCUGUUUAUCUACCCCCCAGUCAUGAAUGACAAGUAUUUAUUGUAUCAUAAAUACCUGUACUUAUUCAGUAGAUCCCCUAUGUAUCAAUCUGAUUCUUUUAAUAUAUAUUAAUUUAUAUUUGUCCUUAUUUUUGUAUUAAAAAGACAUAAUCUGUCAAGAUAGCUGAACUAACAAAAUGGUGUCCUUUAUUUUGGUUGAAGAGAAGUUGUUUUUUUUUUUUUUUUGAU